Tilletiaria anomala UBC 951 is the source of this 3261-nucleotide messenger RNA. Its product is annotated as WD40 repeat-like protein. The record is from RefSeq and is a predicted model, not a curated record. Gene Ontology annotation, cellular component: GID complex. The transcript is spliced from 4 exons. Bases 245 to 3175 code for a protein of 976 amino acids. Gene Ontology annotation, biological process: proteasome-mediated ubiquitin-dependent protein catabolic process. Gene Ontology annotation, molecular function: protein binding. NCBI's taxonomy places the organism in Eukaryota, Fungi, Basidiomycota, Exobasidiomycetes, Georgefischeriales, Tilletiariaceae.
AGCUACACCCAGUGCAACUACGCAUGCACGGAGGCCAAGUGCACACGUUUCAGGGCUGUCACUCAACGGAAACAUCGAAUGGAUCGACCCCACCUCAAUUACUGCGUCCGGUUCGUCGGCAGGUGGUCCAAGCACUCGUACAACCAGAGCUAGAUCAGAAAGACUCGGCGAGCAAGACUGCAUCGAGACAGCCGACACUGACACUUUGCACGGCCAGCCCCGGGCCAAGCGAACACGAAUCGAUAUGAGCAGCACUGAUCGAGCAGAAGCGCAAUUCAGACCAAGCUCGAUGUCGAGAGAUUCAGCGACUGACACUUCCUUGGGCGAGGGAUCAAGUGUGGGGCCAGCAGACGCGGAUGCGAACAUGAGCAUGUCUGUCACUUUCGAGCUGCCGCCAGGCGCGACUUCCGGUAUGGAUUCCACGUCGUCAUCAACAUCAUCUGCAGUUGGCGCAACGGCAUCGGGCUCAGUGCUUACGUUGGACACGUCUGCGGAAAGUCCAACGCUGUUGCCCAUCACAGACGCCGGCAAUCCGCUUAUCUCGCCCGUCGUCGGCACCGCGUCUUCCGCUUCUUCGCAUGACUAUGCGUCGGCCGGAGAAGGCCUCUCCGAGAGCGUACACAAUGGUGCAGCGUACGGGCGCAGCGGGGCUCUUGGGGUGCUAGGUAAUGGCAGUAGCGCUUCUGGUCACAGCGGGCUUUCGCAAAGCGGAGCUGCUGCUGUUGGAAGUUCAGGAUCUUUACGUGGAGGAGGAGGUAGCAGUGGCGGUGGAGCGAAGCCGCGCGCCGAGGGCAGCCGCCGAGGUUCCGUUUCCAACGGUGGCAGCACAAAGACGACGGAACACCCCAAUGGGUCCAUGUCUCGGCUCGCGAACGGCGGAAAUUUGGGUCCCAGUGCGGCAUCGAUCGCUCUCGGUCUGCCUACCGACGACGGACACUUCAGGCCGCUCCAUGAGGGAAGCACAGUCGAUGCGAGAGAGUUUGUCAGGCUCACGCUGCAGAGCCUUCGAGACCUAGGAUUAGAAUCAGCGGCAAAAGCGCUUGAGCAGGAAUCCGGCGUGACUCUCGAACACCCUUCCAUCAAUGCCUUCCGCGGCGCCGUCCUCACCGGAGACUGGCGCAAUGCCGAGCGACUUCUCCUUGACGGGCUGAUGUACAGCGCGUCGCGACGGCCACAUUCAUCUGUGACAGUCGCGGUCACAGCCGCACAAGCAGACGGUGGAAAGAACGGUGCGCCUUCCGCGAGCAGUAGUGGCGUGAUGAAUGGUGUUGGGCACUCAGCAGCGCCUGCACAUGCACCAGCUGUGCAAAUCGAGAGCGUCUUGCGAUCUCCAGAGACUAGGAAUUGGGAAUACAUCAAGUUUCUCAUCCAGCAGCAACGAUAUCUGGAACUUUUGGAAGCCAAGCAGACUGCCAAGGCGCUUUCGCUGCUGCGACGGCGUCUGGCGCCCCUCAACUAUGGUUCAGAGCGGCUGCAGCAGCUUUCGAGCUUAGUAAUCUGUGCUAGCUCAGAAGAGCUGCGUGAAAAGGCACAUUGGGAAGGGACAGGCGAGGCGUCCAGACGAAGACUCUUGCGGGAGAUUGAAGGUGCGUUCGCAAUCAACGGUGACUUUGCGUUCCCCUCAACCACAUUCUCGCUGAAAUGUGCUCUUAUGAUAACAGAGGCCAUCUCACCUCUGGUCAUGCUGCCUUCGAGACGCCUUUCAACGCUCCUACAGCAAGCACAGACACUGCAGAAGCACCAGGACCCUUUCUAUAACAAUCCCUCCAAUACCCAUCUCUCACUCUAUGUUGACCACCGCUCCAACCGCUCUCAUUUCCCUUCGCGCUCGGCACGUGUCUUAGAAGGCCAUACGGACGAGGUCUGGGACAUUGCGUUCUCUAACGAUGGGUUGCGACUGGCAUCUGGCAGCAGAGACCGAUUCGUCAUCAUCUGGAGGGCCGGAGAGACGUUCGAGAUUGAGCGCAAGCUUGGUCCGCACCAGGAUGCGGUCCACUGCGUUGCCUGGUCACCCGACGGGGAGCUUCUCGUUGUCACUUCUGAUCCGGACGUGACACUCUGGGACGUAGCGACGGGCAAGAGCAAGCGCCUCACAGAGCACAUGUACCGCGUCGGCGCCGCUUGCUGGGUCCCAGACGGCUCGGGGUUUAUCACAGGAGGCGAAGAUGCCAAGGUGGUGUUCUGGAAUCGGGAUGGCAGCGUCAAGAGAGUCUGGCAGACAGCGCCAUUCAGGUUGAUCGCCCUUGACAUUUCUGCUGACGGAAAGCAUCUUGUUGCCGUUGCAUUCCGGCAUUCUGCACCGCCUCAGCAUGCACAAGGCAGCGUUGCGAGCAACAGCAAUACCUAUCACACUUAUCAUGCUACUAGCACGUCGGGAGCGCCUAUGGUCGACAUGUCAGAUGUUCGCUCGAGCUUGCGCUCGUCGACUUCCCCGCGCAGCUGGAGCGGCACUCCAUCAUCCAUUUCCAGCAAUGAGGCAGACCACAACCUCGCCACUGAUCUCGGAGGGGGCUCGCGAAGCAUGGGUGACGAGCGGUACAAGAUCGUUUUCUUUGACUUGCAUCGGCACGUCGAGACUGGCUCGAUCUACAUGGCAGAGGAGAUGAGCUCGGUUAAGAUCAGCGAAGACUCGCGAUACGCAUUGAUCAACCAGCGACCAAACGAGGCCAGGCUGUGGGACAUUGAACAUCAAAGCAUGGUGUCCCGCUAUUUUGGCCAUCAAAUGACGAAGCACAUCAUUCGUAGUUGCUUUGGCGGCGUGGACAAAAGCUUUAUCAUUAGUGGUAGCGAAGAUGCCACAAUCUACAUGUACCACCGCGCGUCUGGCCGACUGUUAGAGAAGCUCGAAGGUCAUGGACCGGGCUGUAUCAACUCAGUUGCUUGGCAUCCAACGAACGCAGCGAUCCUGGCAUCGUGCAGCGAUGAUCGGACAGUGCGGAUAUGGGGACCCGGGACAUCCCAAUCCGGUUACGCACGCAUCCAUUCCACCUCCAUCUCCACUCGGCCCAAAGUAAGGGAGGAGCGGCAGGAUGGUAGCGAGGAUUCGUCGAAUGGUCCGACGCCGUUUCCGUGGGCUAUGUCACCGGCCCCACAAGCUCCUGGCUCACCAUUCUUCCCGACUGUUCAGCCGUCAUCUGACAAUGAAGAUGACGAGGCGAUGGAGGAGGCCAUCUGAGAACAUGUCACAAGUUUUAAUUACAUGCCCCCAUACUCCCUCGCACACGCAUUCAAUAUCGCCUGAUGUUACAUACAUUUUCUUGU